Molecule: messenger RNA, 933 nt
Organism: Laetiporus sulphureus 93-53
Lineage: Eukaryota; Fungi; Basidiomycota; Agaricomycetes; Polyporales; Laetiporaceae
Product: glutathione S-transferase
Exons: 6
Coding region: 1-933 (310 amino acids)
Cellular component (GO): cytoplasm
Molecular function (GO): glutathione transferase activity
Source: RefSeq, a predicted model, not a curated record
AUGUCUGACAGCAACGGCGCGCCCAAGCGCAAGGUCACGUCCUUCCACAACUUUAUCGAAAAGGGAGGCAAGUUUGAACCCGAGAAAGGGCGAUACCACCUCUAUGUCGCGUAUUCGUGCCCAUGGGCUACGCGCACCCUCAUCAUGCGCCAGCUGAAGGGCCUCGAGGACAUCGUCGACAUCAGCGUCGUGUCCCCGCGCAUGGGCCACGAGGGAUGGCCCUUCGCCAAAGCGGACCCCUUCCCCGGCGCGACAUCCGAUCCCAUCCACGACUCCGCACACAUCAAGGAACUCUACUUUCGCGCAGAGCCCGAAUAUGGGGGGCGGUUCACCGUCCCUAUGCUCUGGGACAAGAAGACGGACACGGUCGUGAACAACGAGAGCAGCGAGAUCAUCAGGAUCUUCAACAGCGCGUUCAACGAACUGUUGCCGGCGGAGAAGGCGCAGCUGGAUUUCUACCCGGGAAAGUUGAGGGGGGAGAUCGAUGAGGUGAAUUCGUGGGUGCUCACCACCGUGAACAGCGGUGUGUACAAAGCUGGCUUCGCUCGUACGCAGGCCGCGUAUGAAGCUGCCGUCAUUCCACUCUUCGAGUCGCUCGACAGGCUCGAGAAAAUACUCACAGGCAAAGACUACCUCAUCGGCGACCGCCUCACCGAGGCCGACGUCCGCCUCUUCCCUACUAUCGUCCGUUUCGAUCCCGUCUAUGCCAACCAGUUCAAGUGCAACCUGCGUUUGAUCCGUGACGGCUACCCGGCCCUCCACCGCUGGCUCCGCCGUCUCUACUGGACCAAUCCUGCAUUCAAGGACACAUGCAACUUUGAGCACAUCAAGACGAACUAUUACUGGUCGACUCACUUCGAGCACCUUAACCCCACUCAGAUCAUCCCUAUUGGCCCGGUGCCGAACAUUCUCCCCCUUGAAGUGGCUGCAUAA